Molecule: messenger RNA, 1569 nt
Organism: Talaromyces atroroseus
Lineage: Eukaryota; Fungi; Ascomycota; Eurotiomycetes; Eurotiales; Trichocomaceae
Exons: 9
Coding region: 1-1569 (522 amino acids)
Biological process (GO): mycotoxin biosynthetic process
Source: RefSeq, a predicted model, not a curated record
AUGCAUGAUCCGUCGAGCCAACAAUUGGACAUGGAGGGCUUGUCUGAUACAGACAGCCAAUCUGCCCAACUCCUCCCUGGACCUUAUGAGAAGACAAACUUUGACCGUCAAUAUGAAAGGCAGAGUUUCUGGAAUCGCGUUCGUGGGGGAUUUGUUCGCUGGAGAUGGCUCAUCUUAUCCGGUACUCAGUCUGUAGUGAUAGUCUUGCUAUUAGGCUCUCUUUUAGCUACCAACAAAGUCCCCAAGAUGGUUCCUGGCGGAGAGUUGGAUGGCCUUGUCCCCGAAUAUCCGUACGAGGCAAAAGUGUUUCUUGAUCAUAUCUCAGACUAUACGGUCAAUUUUACAUCUGAAGCUGCAUCGCUUGAAAUACGUGAGAAAUGGAGAAACCUUCUUCCGAAGGGAAGUGGUUGGAUACAUGUCGAGAAACCCGAGGAGCAUCCAUAUUUACUUCAUUCCUUCACUACAAGCUCUGCCAAGGAUGUAUAUCUGCUUUCUUGGGUACACCAGUUACAUUGCUUGUAUACCGUAAUGGACAACUUUGACGCCCUUGUGCAAUUUGGACCAGAUGGAACAGAACGGGAACCUGAAACAGGACACGGCUCUAUACAUAUAAACCAUUGUUUUGAAUACCUCAGGCAGAUAAUACUCUGCAAUAUGGACUCGACAUUGGAAGGGGCCACCGUGGACAAUGCACAUGGAACAAGCGGUUGUUGUAAUGCUCAUAGAGUUCAUGGAAUCGCUUCUUCAGCCAUGAUUGAAGCUAUGAGUUAUCAUCUAUUGACGCCGUCUGAUAAAUAUCUCGACGGAGAUAGCAGUAGCACUACUUCCUCCCAGAUGCAAGAUAUCUCUGGGCUGUUAGCAGCUCGAAGGUCUCUGCAACGAUGGAAGAUUGCUUCACUAGCAUCUACAACCCUACUAUUCGGUGUUUGUUUUCUUUUUCUAAGCUCAGUUCGUGAAGGCUUACCGGUUGCAACUAUUCGUCCCUUACAAUCUCCGGCAGAUGAGGCCCCAGAGAUACUUGAGUGGCAGCCACAAGUAUUUAAAAGCAAUUUUCAUGAAGACCGUACACCAUGGCAGGGUCCUCCAAGCGACACUGUUGACAAGGCCUGGGAUGAUCUUUACCAGAAUAUUGGAAUUGUGACUGUCAACAAGUCAUUGGCUGCGAAGCUGCCGGACGAGACCAUAGAGGUCCCAGGGUUAGAUGGACAGUAUGUCCUUGGCCUUGGAGUCUUUCAUCAACUACAUUGUCUGAAUAUGAUGCGCAAAAGUAUGUACCCAGAAAGAUAUGGCGGCACAGAAGGAAUGUCUAUGGAGAAUGCAGAAAUGAUAUGGAAUCACCUGGAGCACUGUGUUGACCAACUUCGUCAAGUCAUCAUGUGUUAUGGUGACCUCAGCACCGUUUCAUGGGAAUGGGACGAGGAAGGAGAUGUUCCGGUCUCCAAAUUCGGAGCCACCAGGAUGUGCCGGAACUUUGACAACAUCCAUAAGUGGGCAACAAAUCGUGCUUUCCCCGGUGAGGAAUUUAACAAAUAUUUACGUAUGACUGGACACAACACAAUAGGGAAUUAG